Molecule: messenger RNA, 2614 nt
Organism: Procambarus clarkii (red swamp crayfish)
Lineage: Eukaryota; Metazoa; Arthropoda; Malacostraca; Decapoda; Cambaridae
Source: RefSeq, a predicted model, not a curated record
ACAACAAACAUUUCUUCGUCUAGUGCAAAAUGGCGACGCCAAGCCCAAGAAAAUUUCAGGAAAAGAUAGCGUUACUGCAACAAAGAGAAGCCGAAGGAAAACUAGAGUAUGAGCAGAUUAUGACAGAAGUCCAAGGGCUGACUAGAGCUCCAAAGUCCACAAGUCAAGUCAAACAACAGCAGUUGCUGCAGCCACAGACACAGCAUCAUCACCUUCAACAGCACCAACAACAGCAACAGCAACAACAACAACAGCAGCAGCAGCAUCAUCCAUCUAGACCACCUCAAGGUGGCUCACUUCCUGACUUCUCAAUUAAUUUGCCGCAGGGUAGGGGGCCAGGAUUCUACCCACAGGGUUCACUUCAGGGUGCAAUGCAGGAUCUGAACAAUUUACGGCAAGAAGUUUACCCAGGUGCUGGUAUAUCACAUCAGAGGAUAUCAGUAUCCCCACAGAUGCGACAACAUCAACACUCCCAGCACUUGGCCACCUCUCCAACUCGACUACAUUAUCAUCCAACACUGCUGUCUCCUCCAGAGGCUCUAUCACGCUCCAUCUCUGAUUCCUCUCUACACCAAAACCUGGUUCAAGGCAAGGCAGUUAACAAUCGGAAAGUCUCUGCUCCAGUGGAAGGAAUUCGAACAGAUCCUGCAUUGGGUGUCAGUUUUUAUGAGUCGGUGAGACUUGGGCAUGAACCACAACCCAGACCGAAGUCAGGUUGUGAAUUAACGCACCCAUCAGAUAUUACUGCGAUAAACCACAUACAGCGAAGUGCAAAUAUUCCCAUUCCCACAUCAAUAAACAAUGCUGGAGGAGCUGGACCUGGGGGAGGUGGAGGGGGAGUAGGAGCGCUACCAAAUACCGGCUCUCUUCCUGACUUGACGCAAGUUCAAUAUCUGCAGCCUAUGAAUCCCCCUUUGCCUGAUACAGACUUGACAACCUUACAGAAUUUGCAACCAGGCUCACCUCGUCUUGGUUCAGGCUUCUCUUCAGGGGGGCUUGGUGAUCCGUAUAGUAGUGGACAAGCCUCUCCCAGGGGAACAUCCCCAGGACCUUCACCAUCCCUUAUAAGAAAACAGAAACAAAAACCUUAUCAACCUCUACACAUAAACCGUGUAUCACACCACUCCCAAAGCAAAAAUCAUUUGUCUGUCCCUACUGUAAUUAAUGCACGCUACCUCCAUACAUGUAAGGGAAUGACUGUAGACAACAGCAGCACAACGGUGGACACACACCUUGCCAACUCCGGAUUCAAUCUUUUCGGACAACCUCUGUCUCCUAGUGGGUCCCACCCAGCUAGUCCAAACCACCUCUCCUUCAUGGAUUAUAGAAAUCCUGUUAGUCCUCAGCUCAGUCCAAGAAGUUCACCUGGACCUUGUCAUUCUCUUCAUACUGGUGGCCUGGGAAGCUAUAGCAGUAACAGUCCAAGUGACUCUCGUAGUGCACCUCCUUCCCCUAGUGCCCCCCAGGCAUCUCCGGUAUCAUCCCCAGGAAUAUCUAUCUCUAAACCGUUCAACUAUGAGUAUCAAACACACGCACAAACUAAUCAGCUCAAUCAGCAGUUUGAGCAGUGUAAUAUGAUUGAUAACUCUCCAGGUUCGAACAGUAGCUAUGCGUCUAGUGGAAACAAUAAUAUGCAACAGCAGACAAGACUGAUGGACAUUAGUUUAGAAAGCAGUGGGGGAAGCAGUUACUAUAGUAGUACUGCGUCUUCAAGUCCAAGUGGUCCCCCACCAGCAUACCCCAUCCCAACUAGCCAAGCACUCACGCAGACGCUUUCUCAAAAUGUUUCAUCUGCUCACUCUCAGCCUCAUUCCCAACCAACGGGUCCACCGCCUCCAUACCCGCAACACAGUCCAACGUCUCCUGCUCACCACCAGCAACAACAGUCACAACAGCAUCAACAACAGCAGCAGCAACAGCAUCAACAACAACAGCAGCAGCAGCAGCAGCAGCAACAGCAGCAGCAACAGCAACAGCAGCAGCAGCAGCAACAACAGCAGCAGCAACAGCAACAACAGCAACAACAGCAGCAGCAGCAACAACAACAACACCAGCAACACCAACAGCAUCAGUCCCCUACGCAUCCUCAACACCAUCCUCCUUCUCCUGUCCAGCCCAUAUCUUCACAUCACCCUCCAUCUCCAGGUCAAGGCCCACUUAGUCCAUCCUCCAACCAAAACCCAUCAUCAGUCCAACACCCUCCAACUCCACAAACACCACAAACUCCAACGUUCAUCCCUAGAGUGGUAUUAACAAUACAUGAUGGAAAUGAAAGUGAAGGCCUACUACAAGAUGACAUCAGUUUUGGAGAUGUAUUUGGUAAUUCAAAUCCAUAUGAACAAGGCUCCUUUGAAUCAGAUAUUCUUGAAAAUAUGAGUAGGCUUGAUGAAAAUGAGCUGAGUAUGAUGGUGGACCAAGGUACAGUAGACCAGUUACUAGUGGACCAAGAAACUGAGGAAAGCUUCCGGAGAGACCACCGCACCACAUCCUCCACAUCUUCUGGACCCUAACCUCUGCCUACAUCUGCAUUGGAUAUUGACUCUUAUAAACAUUGCCAAUACAGACUCAACCAUGACUGCUGGUAACCACCUGAAGCUGCCAACCACCUGAGUUG